Messenger RNA from Penicilliopsis zonata CBS 506.65, 2607 nucleotides. RefSeq lists its product as hypothetical. Gene Ontology annotation, molecular function: heme binding; nitrate reductase (NADPH) activity; molybdenum ion binding. The coding region runs from base 1 to 2607 and encodes 868 amino acids. The transcript is spliced from 7 exons. NCBI's taxonomy places the organism in Eukaryota, Fungi, Ascomycota, Eurotiomycetes, Eurotiales, Aspergillaceae. The record is from RefSeq and is a predicted model, not a curated record. Gene Ontology annotation, biological process: nitric oxide biosynthetic process; nitrate assimilation.
AUGGCGACUAUCACUCAGGUUCAGACGGUGAACAAGACCUUCCCACUCAAGACAGGACAGGUGAAGGUGGAAGAAAAGGUCUCGAUACCAUCGGAGAUACCAGAUUUGGCAGAUAUCCCGUUACCACCGUCAUCGAAGAAUCCUACUGAGGUUCUCGCAAUUGACAAAGAUACCCCGGAUCACCAUGUCCCCCGUGAUCCACGUCUGAUCAGACUGACGGGCGUCCAUCCAUUCAAUGUCGAACCUCCAUUGACUACGCUGUACAAGCAAGGUUUUCUCACCCCACAGGAACUUUUCUAUGUCAGAAACCAUGGGCCUGUUCCCCAAGUGCGCGAGGAGGACAUUCCAACGUGGGAGAUCAGCAUCGAAGGACUGGUUGAGAACCCUCUCGUCCUGAAUUUCAACCAGAUCAUGCAAGAAUUCGACCAAAUAACCGCACCAAUCACCCUUGUAUGCGCAGGUAAUCGUCGAAAAGAACAAAACACUGUCAGAAAAUCAAAGGGCUUCUCUUGGGGCCCUGCCGGCCUGUCGACUGCACUCUUCACCGGCCCGCUGAUGGGCGACAUCUUGCGCAGGGCAAAACCUCUCCGUCGAGCAAAAUAUGUGUGUAUGGAAGGAGCAGACAAACUCCCUAACGGAUAUUAUGGAACAUCAGUUAAACUGAACUGGGCCAUGGAUCCGAACAGGCUGAUCAUGCUGGCCUACAAGAUGAAUGGCGAUCCGCUCCAACCAGACCAUGGCCGUCCUCUGAGAGCCGUUGUACCCGGACAGAUUGGAGGAAGGAGUGUGAAAUGGCUGAAGAAGUUGAUCGUGACAGAUGCACCAAGCGAUAACUGGUACCACAUUUAUGACAAUCGAGUGCUACCAACAAUGGUUACACCAGACAUGUCUGCCAAAGAUCCAAUGUGGUGGCGCGAUGAGCGAUACGCAAUCUAUGACCUGAACGUGAACUCCGCCAUUGCGCACCCUGAACAUAACGAAGAGCUAGACCUCGCCACUGCUGGUCCUACAUACAAUGCUCGAGGAUACGCAUACGCUGGGGGCGGGCGUAGGAUCACCAGGGUAGAGAUUUCACUGGACAAAGGAAAAUCAUGGCGUCUAGCAAAUAUCGAAUACGGAGAAGAUAAGUAUCGGGACUUUGAAGGCAAUCUCUUCGGCGGCAAAGUCGACAUGUAUUCCCGAGAAACGUGUUUCUGCUGGAGUCUCUGGUCCCUGGACCUCCCUGUAUCUGAAUUGGAGAGUAGUGACGACAUUCUCCUCCGGGCGAUGGAUGAAGCCAUGAGUGUCCAGCCGCGCGAUAUGUACUGGUCGGUGCUUGGAAUGAUGAAUAAUCCAUGGUUCCGAGUCCUCAUUACCAAAGAGGAUGGGAGGUUGAAAUUCGAACAUCCGACCCAUCCUGCGAUGACUGGCGGUUGGAUGGAGCGUGUCAAGAAAGCAGGGGGGGACCUUUUGAAUGGUAAUUGGGGGGAACGGCAUGAGGGCGAGGAACCUGUUGAACCUGAGCCCGUUGUUGAGAUCAACAUGAAGAAGGACGGGGUCAACACAAUGAUCAACAUCGAACAAUUGAAGAGCAACAUCAAGAACAAUUGGUUUGUUGUCAACGGGGAAGUCUAUGACGGCACGGGUUUCCUCGAGGGUCACCCAGGAGGCGCUCAGAGCAUCAUCUCCUCUGCCGGUCUUGACAUCUCGGAGGAAUUUCUAGCAAUUCACAGCGAGACAGCAAAAGGGAUGAUGCCCGGUUAUCAUAUCGGAACGCUAGACAAGGCGUCCCUGGAAGCAUUGAAGAACGCACCUGCUGAAGAAGAAUCCUCGGAGCCCCGUCCCACGUUCCUUAACUCACGGGCGUGGACGAAAUCAAAACUGAUCGAGAAGAAGAUCGUCUCGUGGGAUACGAGGAUCUUCAAGUUCAAGCUUGAACAUGAAAAGCAGACACUAGGCUUGCCUAUUGGACAGCAUUUGAUGCUCAAGGUUCCAGAUCCUGCUGGCAAUUCCUCCAUCAUCAGGUCUUAUACGCCGGUCUCGGACACUAACCAGGAAGGGUCAAUGGACCUACUGGUGAAGAUAUACUUCAAGACCGACACUAUCCCUGGGGGUAAGAUGACGAUGGCACUUGAGGAAUUGCCUCUGGAUGCCGAGGUUGAGAUCAAGGGCCCUACAGGCAAGUUCGAGUACUGCGGAAAUGGCAAGGUGAUCGUUGGCGGCAAGGAACGCCAUGUGCGUUCGUUCAAGAUGAUCUGCGGUGGCACCGGCAUCACACCCGUCUUCCAGGUCCUACGUGCUGUCAUGGAAGACUCGGCAGAUCCCACUUCAUGUGUUCUUCUGGAUGGAAACCGGCUCGAAGAAGAUAUUCUGUGUCGAGAAGAGCUGGAACAAUACGAGGCCAUGGACCCAGGUAAGACCAAGUGCACCAUUGUGCACACCUUGUCUCAGGCCUCUGAGGCAUGGACGGGUCGUAGGGGACGUAUUGGCGCAGAUCUUCUACGCGAAUUUGCGCCUCCGGGCGAAGAGAGCAUGGUCCUCGUCUGUGGACCGGAGCCUAUGGAGAAAUCGGCUCGCAAAAUCCUACUUGAGCAGGGGUGGGCCGCGUCAGACCUGCAUUUCUUUUGA